Messenger RNA from Carya illinoinensis, 1446 nucleotides. Its product is annotated as F-box/kelch-repeat protein At1g23390-like. Bases 54 to 1211 code for a protein of 385 amino acids. Gene Ontology annotation, cellular component: nucleus; cytosol. Gene Ontology annotation, biological process: proteasome-mediated ubiquitin-dependent protein catabolic process. The transcript has a single exon. Gene Ontology annotation, molecular function: protein binding. The record is from RefSeq and is a predicted model, not a curated record. Lineage: Eukaryota; Viridiplantae; Streptophyta; Magnoliopsida; Fagales; Juglandaceae.
AUACUUCUAAAACCAGGUCCAAGGCUCAAAGUUCAAACCCCAUUUCUUAAUCUAUGGAAGAAGACAAUCGGCAGGAAUUAAAGGCAGAAGAAGAAGCUUCUGCUACUGCUUCGAUCCAUGGAGAUAUCUUGGAGAUUAUCCUCUCGUACGUUCCUCUCAUCGAUCUCGAGCACGCACGUUGCGUGUCUGACACCUGGAAUCGCGCCGUUUUCUCGUCUCUUCGGCACCUGAAACCCAUCAAGCCCUGGCUCAUUGUCCACAAACAGAGCACCCGCCACCCUUACGCCACGACGGCUCACGCGUACGACCCGCGGUCCGGCGUGUGGUUGAAGAUCGAUCAGCCGCCGAUCAAUCAUGUCUCGGCCCUCCGGUCUUCGCACUCGACCUUCCUCUACAUGCAGUCCUCCCUCCAGUUCGCUUUCUCAUUCGACCCGCUCCACCUUAAAUGGUACCGCGCCAACCCCCCGCUCGUUUGGCGGACAGACCCGAUCGUUGCGCUGGUGGGCCACCGCGUCGUUGUCGCCGGCGGAACCUUCGAUUUAGGUGAUGAUCCUCUUCCGUUGGAAACCUACGACCUAAGGACCGGUAAAUGGGACAUUUGCCAAUGGAUCCCCGCCGUCCUCAAGGAUUCCACCUCUUCCACAUGGCUCUCUGUAGCCGUGGACGAGCACAAGAUGUACGUGACAGAGAAAAGCUCCGGCAUAACGCACUCUUUCGAUCCCAGCACCAAGACCUGGUACGGGCCGUACGAUCUGCGACCAGGUAGGCACGUUUUCUCCUCUGCGAUUGGAUUCGUCAACGACAGCAUGGUGGUGGUGGGCCUAAUCGGAGACAGCGAGAAUGUGGAAGGCGUAAAAUUGUGGGAAGCCAUGAAGGGGACUGAAAUGGUGGAGUUAAGGGAGAUGGGCGAGAUGCCUGAGGAGCUGGUCGGAAAGCUGAAAGGGGAGAGCGCUUGCCUACCGUCGAUUGGGUUGAAUACGAUGGGUCAAUUCGCGUUCUUGCACAACCCAUCGGAUCCAGGGGAGUUGAUCUUGUGCGAGGUCGCCGACGGUGCAUGCAGAUGGGGGAGUGUUCGGAAUGUUGUGGGCGACGACGAGAGUCGGAUGCAGCGUUUAGUAUUCACAUGUUCGGACGUAGGACUCGAAGAUUUGCACGAUGCAAUCUGCUCUGGGAAUCGAAGAUUCACUGUUAAGGACAAUAUCGUGGAUUAACAACGAGGAAGUGGAACGGAGACACUUGUGGCAGCUGAUGUUUGGUAACAGGAAAAGAGAGAUUGAUAGUACUGUAAUUCUUGUGUGGAUUUUUUUUUUUUUAAGGAGUUUAUCUUAGUACUAUGUAAAUUACUUUUUUGGUAAAUUCGAACUUUUUGAAAACAAAAUAUGUGAAAUUCGUAUGUUUUAAGACUAAGAAAUAUUAUUCAAUAAAAAAAUGAUUCAUUUAUAAUUA